CAGCUUGCCUCGGCAUCUCCAUUCACACAACUCCACCCAACUACUCCGACCAAAAUGGCCUUCGCUGGAAAAUGGGAAACUGAGACCCAGGAGGGAUACGAUGAGUUCUGCAAGCUGCUCGGUGAGGGGGGAGAAAAAAAGCAUUUCACAGUUUAUGAGUUUGGAAAUAUAUAUAGGCCCUUUAUAACAUGCCUUCUCUUUCCUCCCUGCAGGUAUCCCUGAUGACAUUAUUGAGAAGGGCCGUGACUACAAACUGGUCACAGAGGUUACCCAGGAUGGGGACACCUUCUCCUGGACUCAGAUCUACCCCACAAAUGCCAAAGUCACCAACAAGUUCACCAUUGGCAAGGAGUGUGACAUGGAGACCAUCGGAGGAAAGAAGUUCAAGGUAGGAAGCAAAACAGCCAAACUUUAUCUUCAGGCUUGUUUGAUCUCAGAGUGGAAGAAAACUGGAAAUCCUUGUGUGUUUUCAGGCCACCGUGCACAUGGAGGGAGGCAAGCUGAGCGUGGCCUUCCCCAACUACCACCACACCUCUGAGAUCUGUGGAGGAAAACUUGUUGAGGUAAAUUUGCUUACAGACUCUGUAGUUAAUGUUCUCAGCACAGUGAGAGAGUUAUUUAAGUCAUUUAAAGGCAAUAUAAGGAGUUUUUGACUGGAUGUGAGACUGGCUGAUGCCUCUUUAUGAGCUUCAGAAGCAAAUAAAAUCAUUGACAACAAGGCUGAUAUUUUACUGUUAUAAUUUUUUAAGCCUGAAUCUGAUGUUAAGGGGUAGGUGUCAGGUUAGAUGACAUGACAAAUACGGGGAGUGAGUAAAAUAUUUCUCUGUAAAAGGACAACAGGAUGAGGUUUUUGUCCGAAAACACAUUUUACUUGUACAGGACAAAAGACUAGAGGUAUCCUCACUAUAACUAUAAAAUAUUAUUUCUGCAAAGGUGUCAAUCUCUAUCAUAGAUUUUACACAGCACCGCUUAUAACUCCCUACAGUGGCUUUGAGGAGAAUAUAUACGAUUUAUAACUGAAAGGGACUGAAAUAGUAUAUUUGAUUAGCAGUUUUGUCACAUUUGAAAUGAGAAAACUGCAAAGGAAAACAUUUCAUUAUGUCUAAAAACUGUCACACUAGAGGCACAAGUCACGUUAAAAUGUAUAAAAUUAUUUCAAGUGCAUCUGUUUUAGAAACUACUGCAGCAACCACCUCUCAUCCUGUAGUUAUAAACAGCCAAAUAUAAAAUGUGAUGAUAUAUAAACUAAGUGAAAUAACACUUCUUGUCUUUUCCUUCUCUGUAGACCUCCAAAGCCGGCGCUGUUGUGCUGAAGAGAACCAGCAAGAAGCUCUAACUGCUGACUGACCUUUGACACCUCAAACAGUUACAAUGGAGACGUAAAAACUACAGCUCAUGUGUGUAAUAAAC
Messenger RNA from Xyrichtys novacula (pearly razorfish), 1410 nucleotides. The record is from the annotation of a GenBank genome assembly. Lineage: Eukaryota; Metazoa; Chordata; Actinopteri; Labriformes; Labridae.